CAGGCCAACAACAGUCAAGCCUUACACAAGCGUUUGGUUGUAUAUGCAUGGCACUUGUUCUGAAAUUUGCAUGCUACUCUAUAAUUCUAACAGAUUGUACCAACCAGCUCAUCAAAGCAGUACUGAACCUCGAAUGGACAGCGUCAGGAAGAUCUUUCAGAAAAGCUUACUUUUGGUAAAGGGAAAUAACAUGAGGAGAUUGCCUAGGAUGACUGCGUUUCGUUCGUUUGGACCGCUAUCUCGAUCUAAGGGUGGACAAUAUACCACGUCCGGGAGUGGACGGUACAUCAAGGAAGGAGGGAUCAACAGUGGAGAGGUUUUGUUAACUAACCGGGUCAUGACUCCUCCCCUGGGAGAUGGUGCGUUACACCUCCAAUCCACUCAUGUCGGCCAGGAUCGCCGCACAAGAAAGCCUCAAAACCCUGAGGGGUGGCCGAUAAAGUUUGAGGGCUGGAUGCUAAGCUACCAAGCUUAGGCUUGGAGUGGUGCUUCUCUCUACAUUUACACUCGAGCCCUUUUGCCUCUCCCCACUUCAACUCUUUAACCUGUCUCACAGGGCUCGAACUAGCUAGAAUAUUACAGCAGAACAGUUUCUUUAGAAAUUUUCUGUUUUAACCACUCGUUUAAAUUUGUUGGGGUCAAUGUGGCAUGGUCCUUAUUUAAAUAUUCCUCAAGUGUGACUUAAACACAUACCAUGCACCUAGGUGCGAAACUCGGUACCUAACAAUUCAUUCAAGUAAAACUUCUGAAAACUGGAUAGGUCUUGAAGGCUGCUUAGCCCCUGCUAUGUGAUAUGUAUCUAUUUUACUCGCUCAGAAAUGCGAGUUGAGUACCUACGAUGUAGUUUGGGUUGAAAUCGUAUCAACGGCUUAGAUUCAUUAAGGAACCCCUAGUAGAGUUCUUUGCGCUAAACUCCCCAUACAAACUGUAGUUCUGGCAAAAAUUUCAGCCAUAAUUUAUUUAAGAAAACAUUUGCCCGUGUAUAAUUAAAGAGUAAGGUUUUUUAAAAGUUAAUUUGAUAAGAUUUUAAUUUGUACAAUUAUUUUUUUAGUUUUUGAUUUUGUACUCUUUAGUUUAUUCUAUUUCGUCAUGCAAUUUUAAAAGGAUUAUCCUCAGUUAGUUUCCUGAAAGAAAAUAUAUUGAUACUUCAAUAAAGUUGCUGCCAACA
Stylophora pistillata is the source of this 1168-nucleotide messenger RNA. RefSeq lists its product as uncharacterized. The record is from RefSeq and is a predicted model, not a curated record. Lineage: Eukaryota; Metazoa; Cnidaria; Anthozoa; Scleractinia; Pocilloporidae.